Closterium sp. Yama58-4 is the source of this 1074-nucleotide messenger RNA. Lineage: Eukaryota; Viridiplantae; Streptophyta; Zygnematophyceae; Desmidiales; Closteriaceae. The record is from the annotation of a GenBank genome assembly.
AUGGCCGUAGAUCGAACGGAAGACUAUCGCGAUGCGGUGAAGUCACUCGCAGUGCGGCUUGGGUACGAUCAGGCUCGUCUGGCGCAGGUCUCAUCUGCCAUGAUGCUCAAACCCACCUCAGGAGGCGGCGAAGCUUCCACGAAGGACGCCUUCGCCAGGCUGGCAUCUGACGUGCUAUCAGACGAACGUUCCCUGCACUCCGUCCUAAUGAGCGAGGGGCGGGAAUACUGCAGUGCUGCUUCAGACCAUGUGGUUGGGCACGCAGUGAUGGAGAGACGGCGAGACGCCUUUGAAGCAAAGGUGGGCGGCAUGGUGAAGGAGUGCAAGGAGGGGAUAGAGGCGCUGAGAGGCAGAUUGCCCCCACCGGGAGGAGCAGCGGGACGAAAUGCGCAGUUGACAGCGCAUCAGCAUGGCGUGGUACUCAUUCUCACCGAACACCUGCAGCUGCUCUCCUCCACCUUUGAGCGCCUGAGAUCCACCAGGCUGCAGCGGAUGCUGGCAGACAGCCAGCGGCAGAGGCAAGGGGGAGGGCAGGGCGGAGGGCAGGGCGGAGGGCAGGGAACGUUAGGGAAGCAGGGGCGAAUACAUGCUCUGAAGGGGGUACGGGAGAAUGGAAGGGAUGGAGGGGAGCAGGGCGGGGGGAAAGGGUGGCAGGAAGCGGGCGGCGAGCAGCAGGGGAGGGGUGUUGGGCACGAUAGGGGGCAAGAGCAGGGGCGAGAGAAGGGGCGAGAGCAGGUGAUGCAGGAUGCAGAGACAGUGGCGUUGCAGGAGGAGUUGAGGGGGCUGCUGAGCAGCACGGCACAGGCAGAGGCGAGGGUGAUGGAGCUGGCUGCUCUGAACCACCUGUUUGCCGUGCACGUGCUGCAGCAGAGCGAGCAGGUUCACCAGCUGUAUGCGGAGGCAGUGGCAGCAUCGGAGAGAAUAGACAAGGGCAACAAGGAACUGAAGAAGGCAGCAGCACACGGCAGCAGCCAUCGCACCUUCCUCAUCCUCUUCUUCUUUGUGCUGCCUCUCUCACUGCUCUUCUACGAUUGGUAUGACCGGCACCAACGGAGUGGGUUCAGGCUCUGGUAG